CAACGAUCAAUAAGACCUUUUAUAUUCAUUUUUGUCGUUUAACUACAGCCAUGUUACUUUUUAUUGUUUUGAUUAUUUCAAGUAACCAAAGUUCUGCAUCAUCUAAAUGCAACACAGCUUGUCCACCAGAUAAGCCCUACUGCAAUGAAGUUGUUGGGUGUAUCUCCGAAUGCCCAGAGCCAUUCUACAUCAACGGCAAUAAUUGCGUCUCGGAUUGUGGUGAAAUGUUUGUUGAUGAACAUAGAAACUGUAUCAGUUCUUGUCCGGAAAAUACAUUUUAUAAAGAAACUCUCAAACAAGGUAUGUCCAUGCCGUAUUUAGAAAGAAAAUGUGUCAGGUGUAACAAAUUCGACGAGUUCGUUUCCAAUGCAUCAUGUGUUAAACUAUGCCCUUCUGACUCAAGGUACAUCGAUAAAAAAAAUUGCGUUUCGGAAUGUCCAAACGACCAAUCUUUUAGGAUGAAUACCACUAUCUCUGGUUUGCUUCAUCAUACAUGCGUCGGAAAAUGUCCACGUUUGGAAGAUGACGGCUUCUGUCGAAACAGUUGCCCCCAAAAUAAAGUUGCAUUUAAUUCGUCUUGUUAUGAAGAAUGCCCGCCGUCAAGCCCUUUCAUAUCUUCAAAAACUUGUCAAACAAAAUGCACAGACGAUGCUCCUGCUGCUGGGUUUGACAGUAAAACGUGUGUACAUCGGAAAUGUCCAGAUGAAAGACCUUUUGUUGUUAAUAGCACAUGCGUUGAUAAAUGCCCGAGCGAACUUCAUUUUAUUUAUUCAACCUACAAUGGCAAUGGUGGUUUUAAAUACUGUGUAAAAGAUUGUGCGAAUAAAUACAAGUUCAAGUUCAGUGAUCAGUGUGUUGAUACUUGUCCUUUAGGUACUGUAGCAGUUAAUAAUACGUGUCUUGAAAAGUGCCCUAGGAAUACUUCUUACUCGUGUGUGAUUAAAAAGGGAUUUCAAUGUGGAGAAAAACAGGAGCAAAAGUUUGACCAUGCGAUAUGUGUAGAUGUCUGUCCUCGGCCAAUGUUAAGAUGGAGGAAAACUUGCGUAUAUUCCUGCCCGCGUGGGGUUCCAUUAAUUGAAAAUGAAUGCACUGAGAAAUGUCCAAUAGACUAUCCGUAUGAACGAAAUAUUUCAAAAACAACAAAUUGCUACAGCAGGUGGUGUGAAAAAGUUGAAAGUGUUUUAACAUGUAUCAAAGAAUGUCCAUCGGAAAAUUACAUAUCAAACUAUGCUUGCCUCUCUUACUGCCCUUCUUUUUUAUUUCAUAAAGAAAGAGACUGUGUGUUAAAGUGUCCUGCAUCAGAACCAUUAGUACAAAAUGUAACAAUUACCUUACAUAACUGGUCGUAUCAUAACUAUUAUUUUUACAGCCGAAAAUACACUCAAACAGAAUCAAACACAAUUAUGCAGAAAUGUGUCACUGUCUGUGAUAAAGAAAUGGUGCGUUUCAAUUUCACGUGCAUCACUUCUUGUCCAGAAGAUUAUCCAAUAAUUCAGAAUGGAUCAUGUUCACAACAAAAGUGCGAGACGAAAUACUCUGAGAAUAUUUCAGCUGGAAUAAUUUGUGUCGAAAAAUGCAAACCUCACCAGUUUGUUUUGAACGAAACAUGUGUGAAUACUUGUCCAGAUACCUACUUAUAUUUUAAUGGAACUUGUGUUGACCGUUGUCCACGAAGCCAUAAUUAUACUGGCGUUUCUGUUGUAAAUGAAACAUGUCACUCAACCAAUAAUUAUUGCACAGGUAAUAUCAUACUGAAUUGCACUGAAUCAUGUCCUGAUGGAUUUUUCGAAUACAAUGGAACAUGUGAAAGAUUUUGUCACACACCUCUGUUUACCACUGAAAAUAAAUGCGUAGCAUCAUGUCCAACAGGUGCACCAUACCAAGAAACAUCGUCUAUUUCAGUUACUAAUAGGACGUUUAAUAGUGAUGGUAUACAUUUUUGGAAAGAGAAUGUUGUUCAAAGCAUCGUAAAAUGUAAAGCAAAGUGCUCAGACGAUAAAUUGAUAUUAGAUUCAAAAUGCGUUUUAGAAUGUCCGGAUGAUAUGUACGUGUUAGCUCGGAACUGCAUAACUAAAUGUCCUUCAACACACGGCCUAAUUAACAUUAAAACCAUUGUAAAUCAUCAAUAUAAUUGUACAUAUGGUUUGUGUGCUAAGGGUGUUAUAGACCUAAAGGAAUGUCGCGAAAAUUGUCCUGAAAACAAGUUUCUUUUUAAUAACACAUGCCAUGACAUUUGUUUGAUCAACACUUCGAUAUAUAAAAACACUUGUGUUGCCAUUUGCCCACAGUCUCAUCCAUAUACCGAGCCGGCUACCACAUCGAUUUUAAAAUGGACAAGAGGGCAUAGGUUUUGGAACAAAUGGUACAUUAUGUCUGAAGAUCAUAAAGUAAACAAUUGUGUUUCACAGUGUUCAAAUAACUAUCCGUUACAAUUUAAUUACUCUUGUAUUAAGAAAUGUCCCGGCGAAUGUCCAUAUUUAGUUGAUAAUACUUGUGUUGAGAAGUGUCCAGAAAGUAAAUUAACUGAUAUCAGAACGAAACAGUGUGUGGAUAAUUGUGCUAAUGAUACAGGAUAUUUUAAUAAAUCAUGUCAUUAUAACUGUCCAGAAACCGUCAGAUACAUUUUUGAUUCAAGAUGCGUUUCACAGUGUCCAUCCUCCGACCCAGUAGCUUUGAAAGAAGAUAGAUUUAUAUGCCGAAAGUCAUGUGGAGAUUUAAAACUAUUCAAAGAUGGGAAAUGUGUGUAUAUAUCUGAAUGUGAAGAUCCAAUGUUUGAAUACGGUGUACUAUGUCUUCAUAGAUGUCCCGAAGGAUUUGUAUGGUUUGACAACUGCAAAAAUACAUUGCCGGUAAAGAUUGCUCUAGCGGUUCUGGCUGUACUAGUUGGACUACUAUUUGCUUUAAGUCGACAGCGUUUACUGGACUUCGCACACGUUCUGAGGCUAACAUUCCUUUCAGUGGAAAAGAUAGCAGAAAUGGAAAAGCAGUUGCAGCACCAGUGUUCGAAAUCCAAACACAAAAUGAAUAAAAAGGACGACGAAAUCUCACUUCAAGAGUUUGUUCUGCACCCUGAAAAUUGAAAUUGAAAAUAUAGACUACAACCUAAAUGCCUGUACGAUGAAAUUUACCUUCAUUGAUAUUGAUACAUUUUGAUUUUGACGCACGAAAGGUCAGUUUUUAGACCCGCCUUUCGAUUAGAGAUAUCAGAAUGAUCUGCUUUUAAAUUACCUUGUUUUGUACCAUUGUCUGUAAUAUCCAUUCAGAACGGCUUUGUGGUGACAUGGUGUCCCGUCAGACAAUUGAGGUUCAGUAUUCACGCAGUGCUACUUUUUAUUGAAAAAAAAUGAGGUCAUUCAUUUUAUGAUUUAAUUUUUUUCGUUAUUACUUCCAUGUAUUGGUAAAUAUCAUUUCAGUGCAAACUACCAUUCAUAAUGCUUCGUCAGCGGUAUCUGUAGUUUUGCCGGCUGUGAUCCCUGGAGUCAACGUGACAAGCACAAAGUUUCCAAUCCAAGCGAUAGACACAAUUGUGUAUUCAAUAAAAUAUGUUAUAGAUCUACUAAAUUUGAGAAAAAACAUUACAAUACGCAACAGACUUCCGUAUGAUUUCAUCUUACCCAUACCUCUUAUAAGAAUACAUGAAUGCAUAUAUCGCUAUGUUAAAGAUGAAAAUUUUUAGAAUAAAAAAUGUUAAAAAUAUAGCGACGCUGUUGGAUAUCU
This is a messenger RNA of Mercenaria mercenaria, 3717 nucleotides long. Its product is annotated as proprotein convertase subtilisin/kexin type 5-like. The coding region runs from base 51 to 3080 and encodes 1009 amino acids. Lineage: Eukaryota; Metazoa; Mollusca; Bivalvia; Venerida; Veneridae. The transcript is spliced from 3 exons. The record is from RefSeq and is a predicted model, not a curated record.